AUGCUCAACAAAGCGCAAGUGGUGGAAAAACUGGCCGAGUUGCGACCUAUACGACGGGCCGCACAGCUCACCGUUUAUGCCUUGAUGAAGGCAAAAAUGGCCGGAAAAGAUGCGACAACCAAACUGCUGAAGUUCAAAACAGUUCGCCAGAUACAACAUGAGGCGUCGGGACUGCCUAAAAACGUCGGGGAGAUGGGGAGAAAAGCCGGAAGACUCCGGGAUUCUUUAGUAAAGGAUGUGAAAGACGGGAUAAGGGACGCUUCGAAACAAGUUAAAGACAAGGACAAAUGA
Coregonus sp. 'balchen' is the source of this 291-nucleotide messenger RNA. NCBI's taxonomy places the organism in Eukaryota, Metazoa, Chordata, Actinopteri, Salmoniformes, Salmonidae. The record is from the annotation of a GenBank genome assembly.